Rodentolepis nana is the source of this 534-nucleotide messenger RNA. NCBI's taxonomy places the organism in Eukaryota, Metazoa, Platyhelminthes, Cestoda, Cyclophyllidea, Hymenolepididae. The record is from the annotation of a GenBank genome assembly.
AUGCAGAAGAGUAUUGAAAAUAAAGCCAGAAAUUCAUCGAGAAGCAGGAAACCGAAUGCGCCCACUCGGAGGGGAUUCCAAGAGGAGCUGGAUUUCUCGUGGAACUUUACGCCCGUGGAUGCAACACCAGCUGGUUGGAAUAUCCGGAAUACACCAUCUGAAUGCUCAAGAGUCAAUAAUUUGGAAGAAUACCUGCCCUCUCGAUCAUCAUAUAGCCGACGUGAAAAGAGUCAUCGCUUGAUGGCUUCAGGAAGACACAAAUCCUCGCAAUACUCCGGAGCAGUUUCGGCGUCAUUAACUCCAACAAUGGUGUGCGGGGCGGGUCUCUGUCGCACCGAGCAGGUUGAAGUGUUUCUGGAGGCGUCUCCGGCCUGGGCCCAACAGCAAACAGCCAACACUGAAUCGCGACGUUAUGGUGCAAAUCCCUUCGGCUUCUCCCUUCAACCAGCUAGUCCCAAAACCCGACACGAUGAACCCCUCACCAAUUUCCCUCUCAUCGCUAGCGUCAUUCCUGGUGGACCUGCCUUCCAGUAA